UAGGCUUCAGAUGCCGUGUCCUGAGCUUUAGCUGGAGCAGUCGUCGGAACACUCCCUGGAGGCCUCGACGACACCCCGCGUCGCGGCGCCGCCGCCGCCGCCUACGCCUACGCCUGCAGCAGCCUGCUGCGUCCCCGGCCAGCUCCACGGCGCCAUCCGACCUCGAAUCGCCUCCCUCGCUCGCCCUCCUGCUUGAUCCCGCCGUCGCCACCUCAACCGCCCCCACCUCCCUCUAGGGUUGCCCUGCCGCUCCCUCGAAUCGCGCCAUCGGAGGCCUUCCCGACCGCCCUCCACUUUUAUCCUGUGCAGAGCAAGGUAGCAGACAGAUGGCGCCGCAGUCUCGGUUGCUGCCGCCGGCGUUGCAGAUGCUUCGCCGCUGCCGGUGCCGUGCCUCGCGCUCCCACUUCUCUACCGCGCCCACUCUCGUCUCGCCACCAUCCAAGGCCGUGGUCUACGACGAGCACGGCCCACCUGAGCAGGUGCUGAGGACGGUGGACGUGCCACCGGUGGAGGUCGGCGACCGCGACGUCUGCGUCAGGAUGCUGGCUGCCCCCAUCAACCCCUCGGACAUCAACCGCGUCGAGGGCGUCUACCCCGUCAGGCCCCCGCUCCCCGCCGCCAUCGGAGGCUACGAGGGCGUCGGCCAGGUCCACGCCGUCGGCCCCGCCGUCACCGCCCCGCUCUCCCCCGGCGACUGGGUCAUACCGUCCCCGCCAUCGUUCGGGACCUGGCAGACGUACAUUGUCAAGGAUGAGAACGUCUGGCACAAGGUCCGCAGCGAUGUACCCAUGGAGUAUGCUGCCACCAUCACCGUCAACCCCUCGACCGCGUUUAGGAUGCUCCAAGACUUUGUAAAACUCAAUCCUGGUGAUUCCAUUGUCCAGAAUGGUGCUACCAGCAUCGUUGGCCAGUGUGUUAUUCAGCUUGCUAAAGUACAUGGAAUCCACACUAUCAACAUUAUAAGGGACAGGCCUGGGUCAGAGGAAGCAAAAAACAAACUCAAACAACUUGGUGCAGAUGAGGUGUUCACAGAAUCUCAGCUAGACAUGAAGAAUGUCAAGAGCUUGCUGGGUGCCAUGCCGGAGCCUGCAUUAGGAUUUAACUGUGUUGGAGGAAAUGCUGCUUCUCUAAUACUCAAGCUUUUGAAGCAAGGAGGCACCAUGGUGACUUAUGGUGGAAUGUCCAAGAGACCUGUCACUGUCCCUACUUCAUAUUUCAUUUUUAAGGAUCUUUCGCUACGAGGGUUCUGGCUCCAGAAGUGGCUGAACUCAGAUAAAACAGAAGACUGCAGAAGAAUGAUAGACUACCUCUUGGGCCUUGUGCAUGAAGGCAAACUCAAAUACGAGAUGGAGUCGAUUUCUUUCGGUGAGUUCAGCUUGGCUCUGGAGAAGGCCCUGGGCAAACAUGGAAGCCAUCCAAAGCAAGUUAUCAGGUUCUGAGACGAGGGUAGGCUAGAGGAUCAGAGAGCAUGCAAUUGCCAUUGAUUCUGUAUGAAUGAUGAAUCCAACAGUUGGUAUGGCAAUUGUAAGAGUGACCUGGAGUUGUAUAUAAAAUAAAAUAAAGUAAAGUAUGUUGUUCGCUUGAGCUUAUCAGCCAAAUCCACCAGUCAUUUAGUAGUGUUUUUCUCUUAUAACAAAUCAGCCAACAAUACUUUUCGUCAUGGCUUAUGAGCCAAACGAACAAGUUAGCUAAGUGAGUGAAGGAUCACUUGUUGGUGGCGGGCGGUUGUACACAAGUUGUGCGUGAAGUAUUAGUUUCUUUGUGGCGGACGGUUAAUACGAAUUCAACAGAGUUGUUUAUA
Messenger RNA from Sorghum bicolor (sorghum), 1801 nucleotides. RefSeq names its product enoyl-[acyl-carrier-protein] reductase, mitochondrial. Gene Ontology annotation, cellular component: mitochondrion. The transcript has 9 exons. Gene Ontology annotation, biological process: fatty acid metabolic process. Gene Ontology annotation, molecular function: trans-2-enoyl-CoA reductase (NADPH) activity. Lineage: Eukaryota; Viridiplantae; Streptophyta; Magnoliopsida; Poales; Poaceae. The record is from RefSeq and is a predicted model, not a curated record. The coding region runs from base 327 to 1439 and encodes 370 amino acids.